Messenger RNA from Lolium perenne, 601 nucleotides. RefSeq lists its product as uncharacterized. The record is from RefSeq and is a predicted model, not a curated record. Lineage: Eukaryota; Viridiplantae; Streptophyta; Magnoliopsida; Poales; Poaceae.
AAGCAAGCAUGUUUGGUUACGGUUCAAAAGUGUCGAGUCUUUGCUAGUUUUACACCAACAUAAGAAACAAGCAGAAUCAAUCUUCGUUAUUCGCAGAGGCAAAUGGAAGCUGGAGAUGUAACUCACCACAAGGAGAAAAAGGAUAAGGAACACACCGGCGACGCCAAACCGGCAAAGGAAAAAAAGGACAAGAAAGAGAAGAAGGACAAGACCAAGGAAAAGAAGGAGAAGGUUGGGGAGGCGACUGAUGCGACCAAGCUGAGGGCAAAGCUAGAGAAGAUCGAUGUGAAGAUCGACGACUUAAAGGCGAAAAAGCAGGAGAUUGUGACUCGGCUCCAGGAGCUCGAGGGCGCUGCUGCCAAUGUAGCAGCAGAGGCACCCGCGAGCGGAUGACUGGAUGAGGUUCCAACUUUCAAACAAGUUCGUAGAAAAUCAAUACGAGUGACAUUUCUGCAAGUUGGUGCAAGAAUGCAACUUUGGUAUGUCUAUCUGGAGCUAUGUGUGCGCAUCCAGCAUUGUACGAUCACGUAGUGAUGAUUUGCUACACAUGAAUGAAUGUUUAUUAUCCAGAAUAACAUAAUAUGCAUAUGUUUUACAUCAA